This is a messenger RNA of Salvia hispanica, 660 nucleotides long. RefSeq lists its product as uncharacterized. The record is from RefSeq and is a predicted model, not a curated record. NCBI's taxonomy places the organism in Eukaryota, Viridiplantae, Streptophyta, Magnoliopsida, Lamiales, Lamiaceae.
AUGUCGAAGCCUCCUUUGGGAUUCCGAUCGGUAGCUACCGAGCCUUUUCGCAAAUUGGUGGAAUCCACACUCUCAAAAUCAGCAGCAGACAAUGUAGGUGUGAGAUCUCAAAAUAAUAAGGAUAAUUUGAAGGCUUCCAAUUUCCCAAUCACUACCUUCACUGUAGGAAACUGGAAGAUGUAUUCUAACCUCGAAGGCGACUUGACUGCCAAAAUAUACUAUGCCAGGAAGAAGUUGGUGUGGGAGUUUCUAAAUGGGCCUUUGAAGAGCAAAAUGGAAGUUUGUUGGUCUGAUAUCACUGCUAUUGAGGCGGUUAUGAACCCUAAUCAACCCGGAUGUCUUCGAAUUGAGUUGGCUAAGCCUCCUCUCUUCUUCCGAGAAAUCCCUCCUCAGCCGCGAAAACAAACUAAAUGGGAGCCGGCUGAUGAUUUCACUAACGGCCAAGCCCAAAUUUGCCGGAAGCAUGAAGCUACGUUCCCUCCUGGGGCACUUGAUAAGCACUAUGAGAAGCUUCUGAUGAGCGAUGGGCGUCUGGCUGAGCUCAGUCGCAGGCCCUUCCCGACCGAUGAAUCUGUUUUUCCCUUGCAACAGACCCCACAACAGCAGCUCUCCACAAAUGAAGCUUCAUCUGUUUCUCCUGAUCCACCAUCAAAGCCAUGA